Messenger RNA from Osmia bicornis bicornis, 2878 nucleotides. RefSeq names its product PBAN-type neuropeptides-like (gene Pban). The coding region runs from base 2267 to 2848 and encodes 193 amino acids. Gene Ontology annotation, molecular function: neuropeptide hormone activity. The transcript is spliced from 3 exons. Lineage: Eukaryota; Metazoa; Arthropoda; Insecta; Hymenoptera; Megachilidae. Gene Ontology annotation, biological process: neuropeptide signaling pathway. The record is from RefSeq and is a predicted model, not a curated record.
UCGUCCGACGAUCGAUGGAGACUAAAUAUUUGCGGUACCUUUCGAAGACAUCUCUUCCAUUGUUUAAUCCAGCCGAUAACUUCACGCUGACGACAUAUUCUACAUUGUUUAUUGUAAAUUAGCUUAACAUCUAAUUAGUCUCGUCUCCUUUGAGAAAAUUCACGUUCGAAACGGUCCAAGAAAUUGACUGAAGUGUUUAAGACGCAAAUGCGUAUUUACGUGACUAUAAUAUAGUACCACUCGACGUACAUUCCAAUAAACAAACAGUCAUCAAUCGGUUUGCUGGUGUUGGCCUUCGGCUUACCGUCGCUUCAACACAACAUCUCUGCCCGAGGAGAUAAAGUUUUUCUUCUUUAAUGACUUCGUUUAAUCAAUUCUCGAUUAUUGAGUCAUUCUUCGUUCCGCUGCAUAUUUGAAGAAAAAAAGAAUAAUGAAAGGGUUAAGAAAACGUGGCACGUGGUAUCCAGCUAGAAGGUGUUAAACACGAGAAGGUAAAUCGCUACCGCUUUGUAAACUCUUCCCUUGACGAAGCCCAGAACACCUCCCAACCCCAAAUCGACGAUAUAAACACUCCUCGCCACCUAAGGAACUCGGUUAUUCUCGGUAGCAGCGAAGAGAUCGUUGCUUCCUUGUUAAAAAUCAUGGCUACAUUAGAAAGAUUGUCCUUAUGGCUGUAAGAUGGAAGGAGAGAUAGGGCAGAGGGAGAAAUAGAAAUUGAUGGAGCACUCCAAUAUGGUAGCCACGAGUUUGAUGCGAUCGAUCACCAUCAUCGGUGCUGAUCAAGAUUAAACGGAAAUGCUUUUGGUAAUGUCGUUUGGUGAAUUUCGAAAUGAAAUUAAUUUUGAACCUGCAUCUGGAUCUGAUUAAGUAAACGUCGAGCGAGAAGGAAAAAGAUUUCUUUACGUGGGAAUAUUUUCAAGACAUUAAUUCUAGGGAACAGCGUGUAAUCGCGAGUUCCAAAUGUGUAGAACGCAAGUAAAGAAAGAGAAAAAAAGUAUGAAGCGAGCGUUUGUUUGCUUUGACAAGUAUCGAAGGUCUAAGUACAGAGCAAUAACUCGGCCACUUGGCCUGGUUAUGAAAAACUGUCCCUUCUCUCUCGCAUGUGUCUGCCUUCCUUAAUUGACCCAACGGGAAUCAAAGAACAAACCCUGCUACUGGUAAAUGAAAUCGUAGAGAAAAUGAGGAAACGUUUGCGAGGAAUGCUACAAAUCUUCCAUCGAAUUGUUUAUCCUUCGAAACUACUGCGCUUUGGUAAACAAUGCUGUUCACCGAGAGAUGGUUCGCGUCUUCUGCUCGAAUUUAGUGUCUCGCAAAUAGCGAACGGAACACUUGUUGUGACGUGAACGCUUUUAGGUGUAACAAACAAUUUUAGGUAUAUCCAGGGUAAUUUAUAAUUAUUUCAAACGACACGCGUGGCUCGGCGAUCGGGCAAUAAAUGCGUCGAUCAACGGGGACAAUCGAGCUUUUAUAGAGGAAACGGUCGAUAUUCAACGCGCCACCAUCUCGUCGAUCCCGAAAUUGAAUUGGUUAAUUGACAAGCUUAAUCGAGAACAGAUUGUCCCGACGGAACCCUCCUGUGUUUCCGACGAUAGGAAACCGAGGGUGAUCCGUCGAUUCUCGCUUCCAGAUUCAACUUUAUUUUUCCUCCUAUCGCGUUGAACAUUGCAAGUCAUUGUUUUAAAUUUUCUGAAAUCAUUGAUCGCCAAUCAACGGCUUAAUUUUAAGAAAAUCUCCUUUUACUUGAGAAUUUAUCAAAAUAACGAAAUUACCAAAAUAUCCUAUCGUUGAAAGAACUAUUUGAAAUUCUUACUAUAUUAGGCCUAGGAACGUUAUUUAGCCUUCCAACGAGAAAAAGAAUAAAUAAGAGAAACAAAGGGAAAGGUGGAGACAAAUGGCGGUGAAAUCCCAGUCGAGUCAAUGAAUGGAAAGCGUAGAAAGCGUUUCCGGCUUGCAGAGGCGUCAGGGGUGGUUUUGCAGCACGCAUACCUCCACUCAUUAAGUAUGGAAGAGCGUGGAUCACGAUUGAAAUUGAGACGAAUCGCUUCGUAGGACGUCAAGAUUGUCCCCAGCGGGGUUAGAUGUUUGCGUUCGAAUUGAAAUCGAACAAAGAAAAGGGAGAGAAUAACGUGAAGAACAGAGAAAGAAACGGAAACGUAAGCAACCCCCGAAGAAGGGUAGCUUCUGCGACCCUAUAAAACCUGUGCUUCGCCACUGUAUCGACAUCAUUCGGCGACGAUUCUCUUGAUACGGUGCAUUUCAGUGAGAGAUGAUCGGUUCCGUUGUGAUUUCACCCCAUCGCGCCACCACCUUUUGCGCCCUGCUUUGCCUGCUAUGCGUGGUGUCCUCCACUUCCGGCGAAUACGAAGGUAGAGAAUCAUCGAGCAGCGUGAGCAAUGACAGAACACCGGGGAACGAGUUUGGCUCGUGCACCGACGGCAAGUGCAUAAAACGUACGGCACAGGAUAUCAGCAGUGGCGGCAUGUGGUUCGGUCCGCGAUUAGGUCGACGACGAAGAGCCGACAGGAAGUUGGAAACCGAUCCGGAUCUCGAGACUCUCGCGAACAUCCUCGAUGGCUCCCGUUGGGCCGUCAUCACGAUUCCAGGAGGCGAGAAGAGACAACCGACUCAAUUCACUCCUCGGUUGGGAAGAGAAUCGGGAGAGGAAUUCUUCUCCUACGCUUUCCCGAAGGAUCAAGAGGAAUUGUACGCCGAAGAACAAUUGCUUCCACCCCUUUUCGCGCCUCGUCUAGGACGUCGAGUACCAUGGACACCAUCCCCUCGACUGGGUCGUCAAUUACACAGCUUUCUCGAGAAAUCAAGACAGUACCCGGAGGAUUCACGUUUUUAAGACUGGUUCGACUGGCUGGAAGAUAGAUAA